Molecule: messenger RNA, 1044 nt
Organism: Leptosia nina
Lineage: Eukaryota; Metazoa; Arthropoda; Insecta; Lepidoptera; Pieridae
Source: the annotation of a GenBank genome assembly
AUGGAUAAUGCUCCAAGAACUCCAAAAACCUCCCCGAUUACCGAUGAUUAUGACAUCUCCACAACAGUCCUCGGCCUUGGGAUCAAUGGAAAGGUGGUAGAAUGCAGAGAGAAAAGAACGGGUAUGCGACGGGCAUUGAAGGUGUUACACGACAGCGCGAAAGCAAGACGAGAGGUCGAACUCCACUGGAGAGCCAGUGGUUGCAUGCAUAUCGUUGAGAUUGUAGACGUGUAUGACAAUACGUAUGGGGGCAAAAGGUGUCUGCUAGUGGUGAUGGAGUGUAUGGACGGUGGUGAGUUGUUCCAGAGAAUACAGGACAACCGUGAUGGAGCAUUCACAGAGAGACAAGCAGCUGAGAUUAUGCACUCAAUAUGCGUAGCUGUACGACACUUGCACGACUCGGAUAUUGCACACCGGGACAUCAAACCCGAGAACUUGCUAUACACAAGUAUGGAGCCCAAUGCAAUACUCAAAUUGACUGACUUCGGUUUCGCGAAGGAAACACUGACGCAAGCAGACACGCUGCAAACACCUUGCUAUACACCGUACUAUGUUGCGCCAGAAGUGUUAGGCCCAGAAAAAUAUGACAAAUCCUGCGACAUCUGGUCCCUGGGCGUCGUGAUGUACAUACUGCUGUGUGGGUUCCCGCCUUUUUAUUCUAACCAUGGCUUAGCGAUAUCGCCGGGUAUGAAAAAGCGCAUCAGGUUAGGCCAAUACGAUUUUCCUGAGCCGGAAUGGUCUAACGUAUCAGCGGACGCCAAGAACUUGAUUCGUGGGAUGUUAUCUGUCGAUCCAGCUAAACGUCUUACCAUUCACCAGGUAAUGUCUAGUCCCUGGGUACGCCAAUACACCCAAGUGCCCCAAACUCCGCUGUACACCCACUCAGUUCUUCGGGACACUGGGGAAGCCUGGGCAGAGGUCCAAGACGAGAUGACCAGAUCCCUAGCGACCAUGAGAGUUGACUACGACCAGGUUCAAAUAAAGGCUUUGGAGCAGAGUAACAACGCACUUCUUAACAAGCGGCGGAAUAAAGUUGGCGCCUAG